This is a messenger RNA of Procambarus clarkii (red swamp crayfish), 3963 nucleotides long. The record is from RefSeq and is a predicted model, not a curated record. NCBI's taxonomy places the organism in Eukaryota, Metazoa, Arthropoda, Malacostraca, Decapoda, Cambaridae.
AGUUUGUUACCAGUCAAUUUUGGCGCGGGCGGAGUGGGAAGCUUUAUUUGAACUGUUGGGUUAAGCAGCGACGUGAUACUGCAUCAGGAUGUAUGUCAAAUCUAUGGUUAUUGAUGGGUUUAAAAGCUAUGGUCAACGAACUGAAAUCAACGGCUUUGAUCCACUUUUCAAUGCCAUCACGGGUCUAAAUGGUUCAGGAAAGAGUAACAUUUUAGAUGCAAUAUGCUUUUUGCUGGGCAUCACAAACCUUAGUCAGGUACGAGCUACCAACUUGCAAGAACUUGUUUAUAAAAAUGGCCAAGCAGGUGUAACGAAGGCCACAGUGACCAUUACCUUUGAUAAUACAGAUAAGAAGCAGAGCCCCAUAGGUUACGAUCACUACAAUGAAGUGACCAUCACUCGACAGGUUGUGAUCGGUGGACGCAAUAAGUACAUGAUAAACGGCACUACGGUCCAGAAUAGUAGAGUUCAAGAUUUCUUCCGCUCGGUUCAGCUUAAUGUGAACAACCCUCACUUUCUCAUCAUGCAGGGACGCAUCACCAAGGUCCUCAACAUGAAACCUCCUGAAAUUCUUGCAAUGAUUGAAGAAGCUGCAGGCACCCGGAUGUACGAGUCUAAGAAGCAGCAAGCACAGAAGACUAUAGAGAAGAAGGAUGCAAAGCUGAAGGAGAUUAAUGAUAUCCUGGAGGAGGAGAUCACGCCCACACUGAGUAAGUUGAAGGAGGAGCGCACAAUGUACCUGGAGUUCCAGAAGGUGCAGCGGGAACUGGAACAUCUGACUAAACUUUACAUUGCCUACAAGUUUGUAUCGGCACAGGAAGGCAGUGAGAAAGCUCGAGUGGAGCAUGAGGGAGUCAAACAGCAGAUUGAUGAAAUGCAGCAACGGAUUAGUAACGGUACAAGAGAGGUAAAAGAGUUGGACAAUCAAAUAAUACAGCUGCAGCAGAUUCGUGAUACCGAGACAGGAGGUCAUCUGCAAGAAUUAGAAAAAUCUCUGAAAGAGAAGGAGAAAUCAGAUGUAAAACUGUCUGCUUCUCUGAAAAAUUUGAAAGAAACCUUAAAGGCAGAAGAGAAGAAAAAAGUCCAGCUUGAGAAAUCUUUGGCUGAUGAUAUCAAAGCUAAGGAAAAUAAACAGAAGGAAAAUGAUAAACUACAGGGCACAUUUGAUACAAUGCGAGCACAGGACCAGAGAGAUCACGAUGCCUUGAUGGCUGCAGAGAAGAGGCUGCAGGCAAUUAGCUCAGGAAUGUACUCUGCUGGUGAUGGAGAAGAUGCAACCCUGCAAGAACAGCUUAUUAAUACUAAAGCCAGCAUCACAGCGGCAAAAACUGCAACCAAACAGGCUGAAAUGAAGUUGAAAUACAGCCAGGAGGAGCUGAAGAAGAAAGAACAGGAAAUGAAGCGAACAGCAACUGAAUAUACAAAGGACAAAUCCCUUCUUGACAGGAUGGAGAAGGAGGUUAAAAAUAUUGAAACUCAGUUGGGUAAGCUUGACUAUGAUGACCAUAAAGUGGAGGAGCUGGAAGGGGAGCGUCGUGUGCUGAACAAUCAAUUAAUGAACUUACAGGAGAAGGUAGAAUAUCUGGAAUCCAGAUAUCCUCAGUUAUGCUUCAACUACAAAGAACCAGAGAGGAAUUUUGAUCAUUCUUUGGUAAAGGGGCUUGUGUGCAAGUUGGUGAAAUUAAGAGAUCCUACUACUGCAACUGCAUUGGAAGUCACAGCUGGAGGAAAGCUGUAUAAUGUAAUUGUUGACUCGGAAGUAACAGGGAAAAAGUUGCUACAAAAAGGACAGCUUCAGACCAGAGUUACCAUCAUUCCUCUUAAUAAGAUCACGGGACGUUCCAUUGAUGCCCACAUCGUCAAACAAGCAGAAAAUUUGGUGGGGAAGGAGAACGUACAGACAGCACUGUCACUUGUCUGUUAUGAUCACGAUUUGCACAAGGCUAUGGAGUGGGUGUUUGGCUCUUCGUUUAUCUGUCGGGAUAUGGAUGUAGCCAAACAAGUCACUUUCCACAAUAAUAUCAUGAGGAAAUCUGUCACCUUAGACGGUGAUGUAUUUGAUCCAGCUGGUACCCUAACUGGCGGGUCCAGACGGCAAGGAAACAGUAUCCUUGCACAGUUAGACUCCCUGCGUGAGUAUCAAGAUGAACUCACAGCAAAAACACAGCAGCUACGGCAAGUGGAGCAGCAGUUAAAUCACCUUCAGUAUUUAACAGAGGAAUGUCUGGCUACUGUGGAACGAUGCAAGAACUUAGAUAUUGAAGGAGAAGCAAAGGUGAAGGAAAUUGAAAAUAAAAUAAAAAAUUCAAAGGCACUAAAAGAAAAAGAGCUGAAGGCAGCUAAUGUGGAACUGGAGAAAUGCAAGAAAGUAGCUGAAGGAACACGAAGCAAAUGGAACCUAAAAAAGCAGGAGGAGGAAAGUUUAAAGUUGGAACUGUGUGAACUGGAACAAAGCAUAGAGACGACCAAGGGCCAAAUUGCUACGUCCGUAGAGGUCAUGGAGCAGUACCAGGCACAGCUCAAUGUUCUUGAAGAGGAAGUUGCAAGGGCCAAGAGUGAGGUUACUGCAGCUCAGUCAGCUGUGAAGGAACAAAAGGAGAUGUUACAAGCACAAAACAAGGAAAUUAAUGCUAUGACAGCACGUAAGGAACAGAUCAUCAAGAAUAGCGAUGAAGCCCAACUUGAAAUCAAACAGCUUGAUCAUAAACUUUCAAAACUGAAGUCCGAAGCAAAGGAUGCUGAAAAUAAGGUUGCUCAGAUGCUCUCUGAACAUGAAUGGAUAUCAGAGGACCGCAAGUUCUUUGGCCAGCCCAACACUGGUUAUGACUUCACAGCUAAUGAUCCAGUGGAAGCUGGACGCAAAAUCACCAAAUUAGAAGAACUCAAAACCAAAUUAUCGAAAAAUGUAAACAUGAGAGCCAUGAACAUGUUGGGAAAAGCCGAAGAACAGUAUAAUGACCUGAUGAGAAAGAAAAGAAUUGUGGAAAAUGACAAGGCUAAGAUUGAAAAAGUAAUUCGUGAAUUGGACGAGAAAAAGAAGGAAGCUUUGAGACAGGCUUGGGAGCAGGUUAAUAGGGAUUUUGGGUCGAUCUUCAGCAUGCUUCUUCCUGGGACUGAAGCCAAGCUCCAGCCCCAAGACGGACAAGAUGUCCUUGAUGGGUUAGAGGUGAAAGUGGCAUUUGGUGGUGUAUGGAAGGAGAGCUUAACAGAGUUGAGUGGUGGGCAGCGCUCCCUGGUUGCACUCUCACUCAUCUUGGCUUUGCUGCUCUUUAAACCGGCUCCUAUUUACAUCCUUGAUGAAGUAGAUGCUGCCUUGGAUCUCUCUCAUACUCAGAACAUUGGCAACAUGUUGCGAACGCACUUCAAACACUCUCAAUUCAUAGUAGUGUCACUGAAGGAUGGGAUGUUCAAUAAUGCCAACGUAUUGUUCAAGACCAAAUUUGUUGAUGGCAUGUCCACGGUGUCCCGGCACACGCAGCAUGUUCCCAACGCCUCUACCAAGAGGAAGUAGAAGCAAAUUCCAAGAUAAAAUUAAACAUAUACAGUGGUACCUUGGUUUUCGAAUUUACUGUAAUUUGUUCCCAGAGACGGCUCGUAUCUGGGAACAGAUUAAAUUCGCAAACCAAGGUACCACCAUACAUUUUAUAUUUAUGAUAAUGCUAUUGCCCACGUAUUCAUAAACAAAACCAUGGGAAUUGAUGAUUCUAGUAAAUUUAUUAGGCCCUAAAAUAUUUUAAAUAUGUUAAACUAAGUCAAAUUAUUUUAUGUUAAUGAGCUGUGACCAUGGAUUGUGUUGCAUGAAUAAGGUUGUUUGUGUGUUUCCAAAACUUAUUUUGAAGUAGUGUAUUUUUUGUUUUUGUAGAUUUUUAUGCUUAUGUAGAUACAGUAUUACUGAAAUUUAAUAGGUAUUAAGUAAUGAUUGAAAUCUAGAUGUAAAAUAUAAUAACUCAUAUAUAGUAUAUA